This is a messenger RNA of Triticum aestivum (bread wheat), 990 nucleotides long. RefSeq lists its product as uncharacterized. The record is from RefSeq and is a predicted model, not a curated record. Bases 1 to 990 code for a protein of 329 amino acids. NCBI's taxonomy places the organism in Eukaryota, Viridiplantae, Streptophyta, Magnoliopsida, Poales, Poaceae. The transcript has 9 exons.
AUGUACCAGCAUCUCCACUCCCUAGUGGGAGCAAGGAUGUGGACAUGUGAGAAGCUAACCGUUCUGGAAGGAUUUAGCUGGUUGGCUCUUUUUGUCCAACACCUCUGCGACGAUCUCGAAGGUCUACAGCCCGCCAUGAAUCCACAUGCCGCCUUACAGGGGCCUAAGAGCGUUCUCCACACGUUUGUUCGGAUUAAGUACCAAGCGGGUCAGCUAAGACGUGCUAAAACUGAGAUCAGAUUUAGGGCUGGAGGGCUGGCAACGAAAGUUGGAAAUCUCGGCACACACUUAAAAGGUCAGUCAGACCAGAUGGACCCGAGGAACUUGUGUUACUCAAGGAAGGGCAAUAAGAAGAGUGGUGAAGCUGAGGCAGAAUAUGACCUUACCUCAGUGUGUCAGUAUCAUGGGUUUUGCGAACAACAAACUCUGUUUCUGGUUUCAGGUCCUCUCUUUGGUCCCUCCAAAUGUGGUUUUCUAUCAUUACCAGUAUCAAGAAAAUGUUUAAUUAUGCACGAAAGCCACUGGAACUACAUUACCGUUGUUCCAUUCCAUCGUUACACAACUCAGAGCAAUGAGGGUGCUCAAAGUGACGAGCUUGCUGCUGCUUCAAGGCUGGAAGAUAGCAUCAACUUUUAUCAGACUUCGACUCCUGAUGUUGCUAAGCUUUUCCAUAUCGACACAGCAGCAAAGCGUCCAUCAGUAGUACUUCUGAAGAAAGAGGAGGAGAAGUUGACCUUCUAUGAUGGGGAGUUUAAAGCAUCAGCCAUUGCUAAUUUUGUGUCUGCUAACAAGCUUCCUUUGCUAUUAUUUGUCUUUGUGGAGCGAGACAAUGAGGAAGUUCGUGAACCAGUUGCUGACUACUUUGGUAUUACUGGACAAGAGACCACAGUUCUUGCUUACACUGGUAAUGAAGAUGCUAAGAAAUUUUUCCUUGACGGUGAGGUGUCACUUGAAGCCAUUAAGCGUGCUAUAGGUCCAUUGGAGAGCUAA